This is a messenger RNA of Zerene cesonia (dogface butterfly), 2337 nucleotides long. Its product is annotated as transmembrane protein 184C. Gene Ontology annotation, biological process: transport. The transcript is spliced from 6 exons. The coding region runs from base 286 to 1617 and encodes 443 amino acids. The record is from RefSeq and is a predicted model, not a curated record. Gene Ontology annotation, molecular function: transporter activity. NCBI's taxonomy places the organism in Eukaryota, Metazoa, Arthropoda, Insecta, Lepidoptera, Pieridae.
AACUCAUUAUUGACUGUUUGUCGAAAAUAUUUUAGUUGUAUGUGGAUUGUGGGUAAAAAUAAUACAUUUUUGUAAGCAAAUAGAUGCAAAGUACAUGUAAAAAGUGAAUUAAACAUUGUCAAUACUUAUUAGAAUUUUUCUACAUGUUGAUGUUUUUUACAAGUGUUGAUAAUUGUGCAUCCAUAUGAAUCACAAUUUGUUUAAUUAUUCUAUGAAAGUGACUUUCUGUAAUGGACAUGUUUGUCGGGUGAAGAAAGUUAUAAGCACGUAAUUGAAAGAGUAAAAAUGUGCACACAACCGAUUAGUGCGUUUUUUGGCCAGUGGAGGCUAUGGAUACGACCUUUCUUUAUAGCUACGUAUAUCCUAUUGGUAAUUGUAUUAGUGCCAACGCUCAUUGUACAUGCCAUAGAAAAUGGUUUUACAAAAUCAGAUCAAGGAACCCUUGUUGCUGGUGGGUUUGUUCUCCUUGCUAUGCCAAUAUCAAUUUGGCAGAUUACACAACAUAUAGUCCAUUAUACUAAACCUUCCCUUCAAAAACACAUUAUAAGAAUCUUAUGGAUGGUACCAAUUUAUGCCUUAAAUGCAUGGCUUGGAUUGGAAUUUCCAGAGCAGUCCAUUUAUAUGGACUCUUUGAGAGAAUGUUAUGAAGCCUAUGUAAUUUACAAUUUUAUGAAAUACCUUUUGAAUUACCUAAAUGAUGGUAAUGACCUUGAAGCUUCAUUAGAAUUAAAACCACAAGUCUACCAUAUAUUCCCAUUGUGUUGUUUGGCCCCAUGGGAAAUGGGAAGUGAAUUCAUUCAUAAUUGUAAGCAUGGUAUCCUACAAUAUACACUUGUAAGGCCACUAACAACGGUUAUCUCAAUGAUAUGUGAGCUAUGUGGUGUUUAUGGUGAGAGUGACUUCAGUCCAAAUGUAGCAUUUCCCUACAUGAUAGCUAUUAAUAAUUUUUCACAAUUUGUGGCUAUGUACUGCUUAGUACUCUUCUAUCGAGCCAAUAGGACUGAACUGAAACCAAUGAAACCCAUCGGAAAAUUCCUAUGUAUCAAGGCUGUUGUGUUUUUCUCGUUCUUCCAAGGUGUAAUCAUCAAUAUUUUGGUAUACUGUGGAGUGAUAUCAACAAUAUUUGAUAUUUCUGAUAAAGACAAGAUAAAGAUUAUAUCUUCUAAAUUACAGGACUUCCUUAUAUGUAUAGAAAUGUUCUUGGCAGCGAUUGCACAUCAUUACAGCUUCUCAUACAAGCCAUAUAUAUCCCCACUGGACCCGUCGCCAUCUUGUCUCGGUUCGUUCCUGGCUAUGUGGGAUGUGUCAGAUGUAAAGAGAGAUAUAUCUGAGCAUCUUGGUGUAGUAGGAAGCUCAUUUAGUAGGAGAUUACGAGGUAAAACGCAAUAUCACAUGACAAGAGGUUAUGACGAAAGUUCCAGACUGGUUCACGAACAGGAUGCAUCGAGUUCUGCACCUGAUUUGACAGUGGAAGCGACCGAACCGCCUUCAGUGGAAGUUAGACCAUCAGUAUAUGGCUCACUCGAAAAUACAAUAGCCACUGGCUCAUUGAAUUCAGAAACUGACCCUUUAAUCGAUAUAUCUGACGAAAACAAGACGCCUGACCCAAAGGUUUAAUACUAUAAUGCAUGAAAUGCUUGGUAUAUUAUGUUAUGGAUCACAAUAUUUAUUUGAUUUGAUACUGAUUUUCAUAUAUUAUAACUGAAGUGAUAAUAGUCUUAUCUCGCUAGAUUAAGUAUUAUUAAUAUUGCAUUCCAAAUUUAUAGAAUAAUAAUUAUUUACACUUUCUCAAUACACUUGUACUUAACCAAAGUAUUAUGUGUGCUGUUUACUUUGAAAUGAUUAUAUCGAGUGCAAUUUUAGGCUAUAAUAUACUAUACCAAUGUACAUAGGAAACAUAAUCAUAAUAUAACCCAGUUGCUAAAAUAACAGUUAUGGUUUAAUUAGAAGAACAAAUGUACUUUAUUGUUUGAUUGAUUCGUUUUUAAAAUAAAGCAUUUAAUCAAAUCUGAAAUGAACUAAGUAAAUGAUUUUGGUGAAGAAUUCAAUGUACGGUCUAAGUACAAAAUAUCUAAAUCUUUAAUUUUAUAUUCAUAAUUGUUAUUUCUACUACCUAGAUAUGAUUCUCAUAUUUUGUGUUGUCUGUAUCGUAAGUUUUAGAAUAAUUUCGUUUUCGAGUAUUUUUCUUGCCAUCAAGUGUCAAGUUUAAUGUACUUGUAUGCAUAAUGGGCGGAUGAAAGAAAAAAACACUAUGGUGAUUAAUCUGGAAUGUGAUAUUUUGUUAAAGGGUGUAAUUGCAUUGCAUUGUUGUAUGAAAUAAAAAGUUUUUCUAAGUUA